CGCGCGAAUGCUCUUUGUUUCUUAAUUCUGUUUUCCUACAAACAAUAGGAAAACAGAACAGAAGCCGUCCAUUACUAAGGGCCUCUCUCCCCCUCUCUCUCCAAAGCCCUAAAAACGUUUACCUUUAUCGUCUUUGACGCUCUCAAUUCUCCACCCGAUCCAGUAUUCAAAUCCGCUUAUUUUAGAUCUCUACGCCAUUUGUUUUCGUCAUCAGAAUUUAGAUCUAUUGAUUUGCCUCCAUGUCUCGCUACGAAUCCAACCCUUUCGCGGAAGAAGAAGUGAAUCCGUUCGCGAAUCCUGGAAGUGUUCCCCCUGCAAACUCAAGGCUUUCACCUCUGCCUCCUGAACCUUAUGAUCGUGGUGCAACAAUUGAUAUUCCUCUUGAUAGCGGGAAGGAUUUUAAAUCAAAAGAGAGGGAACUCCAAGCUAAAGAGGCUGAACUGAAGAAGAGGGAGCAGGAAUUAAAACGGAGAGAAGAUGCAAUAUCGCGAGCUGGAAUUGUCAUAGAGGAGAAAAAUUGGCCACCAUUUUUACCCAUUAUCCAUCAUGACAUUGCAAAUGAAAUACCAAUCCAUCUGCAGAGGCUGCAGUAUGUUGCAUUCACUACGUUUCUGGGUUUGUGCUUGUGUCUGUUGUGGAAUAUUGUGGCAGUGACCACGGCCUGGAUCAAAGGAGAAGGUCCAACGAUAUGGUUUCUUGCUAUCAUCUACUUUAUAUCAGGGGUUCCAGGGGCUUAUGUGUUGUGGUAUCGCCCUCUUUACCGUGCAAUGAGGACUGAUAGUGCUCUGAAAUUUGGGUUGUUUUUCCUUAUUUACCUGGUUCAUAUUGGCUUUUGCAUCCUUGCUGCAGUCGCUCCUCCAAUUAUAUUCAAGGGGAAAUCCCUUGCGGGUAUUUUGCCUGCAAUAGAUCUUUUGAGCAAGAAUGCAUUGGUUGGGAUAUUUUACUUCAUUGGAUUUGGACUGUUCUGCCUUGAAUCCCUGCUCAGUAUUUGGGUUAUUCAACAAGUUUACAUGUACUUCCGAGGCAGUGGCAAAGCUGCAGAGAUUAAGCGUGAGGCUGCUACGAGGACCAUGAUGUCUGCACUAUGACGUGUCUAAUGUGGAAUGGACAGAUGUACACGUGGAUGGACUUGAACUUGGAUUUCUCCUGGGGCAUGACGAAUUUCAAUCACUGGAGGAUUCCAUCGAUCCCUUGUUUUUACUCUUCAGUGUUGUUGAUAUGUUCACUUGCUAAUAUGAAACCAUCAUUCUUGAUGAAUGGAAAAAGUUGGAUAGAUAUGUUAAGUGGUGUGGCCUUAGGCAGCGGCUUACUUUAGGCAGACCUUGGCAUAUGAUUCCCCAUGUUUUCUUUCACAGGAUGCUCCUGUUUAUAUUUUUUGCCCGUAGGUUUUCCUUCUCUCUUUUCAUAAACAAAAGAACCAGUUAGAUUAGGUAUGCUGUUUUCUUUGUUAUUAUAGAUGUUGCUUGAGUUCAUCAUAUUGUAUUAUAGUUUUUUUUUUUUUAGAAUAUUGUGUUGUUUAGAACGCCCCAUAAAUUGCCCUGAUGAGUUGAGUACAUGGCAAUGAUUGAGA
Molecule: messenger RNA, 1570 nt
Organism: Tripterygium wilfordii
Lineage: Eukaryota; Viridiplantae; Streptophyta; Magnoliopsida; Celastrales; Celastraceae
Product: secretory carrier-associated membrane protein 1-like
Exons: 12
Coding region: 240-1088 (282 amino acids)
Biological process (GO): protein transport
Cellular component (GO): recycling endosome membrane; trans-Golgi network membrane
Source: RefSeq, a predicted model, not a curated record